Chrysochloris asiatica (Cape golden mole) is the source of this 390-nucleotide messenger RNA. RefSeq names its product SH3 domain-binding glutamic acid-rich-like protein-like. Lineage: Eukaryota; Metazoa; Chordata; Mammalia; Afrosoricida; Chrysochloridae. Gene Ontology annotation, cellular component: cytoplasm. The transcript is spliced from 4 exons. Bases 1 to 390 code for a protein of 129 amino acids. The record is from RefSeq and is a predicted model, not a curated record.
AUGGAGAGGAAAGACAAAGUGCAAGGGAAAAGUAAAGAAGCAGGACAGAUUAAGAAGAAACAGCAAGAUGUGAUUGGUUUCUUGGAAGCCAACAAAAUAGGAUUUGAAGAAAAAGAUAUUGCAGCUAAUGAAGAGAAUCGGAAGUGGAUGAGAGAAAAUGUACCUGAAAACAAUCGACCAGCUACAGGGUACCCCUUGCCACCUCAGAUUUUUAAUGAAAGCCAGUACCGUGGGGAUUAUGAUGCUUUUUUUGAAGCCAGAGAAAAUAAUGCAGUGUAUGCCUUCUUAGGAUUGACAGCACCACCUGGUUCAAAGGUUCUCAAGAAUUGUUCUAGAUUAACAGCAAACAUCUCAGCAAUCUUCUUGGCAGCAUUUAUUGUCUUUGUGUAA